UUUGAGCUUUCGUCGAGUUCGAAAAUAAAGCAGAAGCUGGCACCUUCUUAUCCUUGACCGACGACACUCCCCACGUUAAAUUGUACGCCUUCAGAGCAACUGGAUCUUAUUUAUCUUAGAUGAUCUUCGGUCCAGGAGAAAAUAGAACCAAUCCCAUCUGGUUGUUAACCUGUGAGCGCAGCUUUGAACUCAAUAAAAUUGGAGUAAUUUGCUUUGGAACACUCGCUUCUUUUUUACUCCUCUGUGUGUGUGUAUUUCCUCGUUAUCUUUUCUCUCUUUUCCUGGGAAAACCUCAGCUUCCACAGAUCACCGAGACCCAAAACUAAUAUUGCUACUCUGUUCUUCACCUUCUCUGCGCUUCUGAGAUUUCUUCAUUUGUGAGGUGUUAUACUCCCACAGAGAGAGAGAGAGAGAGAGAGAGAGAGAUGGAUAGGAAGGGUGUGAUGAUCUGUGGGGUUGUGGGGUUCUUGGGGCUGCUUUCAGCUGCGACGGGUUUCGCUGCCGAGGCCACCAGGAUAAAGGCUUCUGAAGUGCACCAGAUAAGUUCUACACAGUGUGAUUACCCACGUACUCCUGCUGCGACUCUAGGUUCAACAGCUGUGCUAGCUCUCACGGUUGCCCAAGUGAUCAUUAACAUGGCAACUGGGUGCAUUUGCUGCAGAAGAAACCCUCGUCCAUCAACCUCUAGUGGGACAAUUGCAGUUAUCUGCUUCAUUCUCUCCUGGAUCACGUUCAUCAUCACAUUCUUCUUGUUGCUAGGAGCAGCUGCGCUAAACAACCAGCACAGUGCAGAGAACACAUACUACUGGUACUAUAAUUGUUAUGUGGUGAAACCCGGUGUGUUUGCAGGAGGUGCCCUCUUGUCCCUUGCUACAGUUGCCCUCGGAAUCAUCUCAUAUCUCGCCCUGACUUCAGCCAAAAAUAACGCCGACCAAGGCUGGGGCAAUGUGCCUCUGCCUAAUCAAGGAGGUGUGGCUAUGGGACAUCCACAAUUCCCUCCUCAAACCGGUGCUGAUCCUGUUUUUGUACACGAGGAUACGUAUAUGAGACGGCAGUUCACAUGACGUGUAUGUGAAGAUCAUGGGGAUACGCCUCUCUGUAGGUGGCUGCCCACCGUCACGAUAAGAAGUGCAGCGUUUGCAAUCUGCUUUAAAGACCAUCUUUUAUGUGUAACGUUCACUGUCUAGGACAAUCCUUCAUCCUCUCUUUAUGUUUCUGUUUGAUAAGGAAACGGUAUACUGGCGUAGGCCUUAUUGCACGCCCACUUAUUUAGUGCAUCAUACAUUUUCUUGAUAGCGAAUUAGAUGGUUCGAGUGUAACGAUAUGUACAUGCACAGACGGUGUGAGACGUGGUCUAUCUAUCUGGAUGUGAUUCUCUGUGCGUGCUUC
Eucalyptus grandis is the source of this 1389-nucleotide messenger RNA. RefSeq lists its product as uncharacterized. The transcript has 3 exons. The record is from RefSeq and is a predicted model, not a curated record. NCBI's taxonomy places the organism in Eukaryota, Viridiplantae, Streptophyta, Magnoliopsida, Myrtales, Myrtaceae. The coding region runs from base 426 to 1064 and encodes 212 amino acids.